Molecule: messenger RNA, 3851 nt
Organism: Polypterus senegalus (gray bichir)
Lineage: Eukaryota; Metazoa; Chordata; Cladistia; Polypteriformes; Polypteridae
Gene: csf1ra
Product: colony stimulating factor 1 receptor, a
Exons: 22
Coding region: 554-3433 (959 amino acids)
Biological process (GO): multicellular organism development; protein phosphorylation; cell surface receptor protein tyrosine kinase signaling pathway
Cellular component (GO): CSF1-CSF1R complex; signaling receptor complex
Molecular function (GO): cytokine binding; ATP binding; macrophage colony-stimulating factor receptor activity
Source: RefSeq, a predicted model, not a curated record
AAAGACCACUAUAUCUUGUCAGUUUGCUGAACAAAAGAGAACUUCAUUUAAGCAAGCUUAAAAACAUCUUGAUCCACCAUUGCCAUCAUGAGGUCUUUCAGGAGCGCCCUCUUCAAUGCGCUCAUUCACGGGAUUUCUUAACGCACUUGAGCCUUUAACGGGUCAUAUGCAUUCCUCGGCAUAUACUGUCAAACCUCCUUAUUUUAUUGCUGGUCUUCUCUUGUGUCUGCUCUCGGUUGUUUUUCUUUUCUUGCCUUUCAAGUCUUCACUUUUUUUCACAAUUUCGCCAUAACAGACAAGAAGCUUUUCCUUCAUUCUCACUUAUUCAACUACUGAGAACUUCGCGAAGACAUCAUCGACAGUUUUAAAGGACACACUUUUCUGCUGAUUUCUUAAUCUGAGUGUUUAAAAAAAAAAACAAAAAAGAAGAAGUUGGAAUGAUUUUAGAAGUGAAGUGAAUCUACACAGUCAACAGAUCUGCAGAGCUUCUGGAGAGAUAGACGGCCGACUCAUUUGCUCCUCGUGUAUCACUUACUGUGGUGGGGGAUCGGAGAUGUAUCGAUGGAUUCUAGUUGUUGUGUCUGUGCACUGCACGGUCCAAGGUUUGAACGUGCCAGUAAUUGAGCCAUCAAGCUCAGAAAUCACAGUAGAUGUUCAUGGAGAACUGAAGCUCUCAUGCAAAGGAGAUGACAAUGUUAUCUGGGUACCAAAGUCCAGAAGAUUCAAGAAGUUCGUCAGGAAAGAAGGAAAAUCCAGUGUCUUCCAAAUUCAGGCAACGGUGGACAUGACUGGCACAUAUACAUGCACAUACGAGGGUGCAAAAGACCUCAAUGCAUCCAUAUAUGUUUAUGUUAAAGAUCCAACUCAAUUCUUUUACAUUGACACCUAUGCUUACCAUAAACUAGAGCAAGAAGGUGCCAGUGUCCUUUUGCCUUGCAUCCUGACUGAUCCCAACAUUGUGGACGUCUCCCUCAAAAUGGCAAAUGGGAGCGAGCCUCCCAGAGGAAUGAAUUACACCUUUGAUUCGAAACGUGGCAUAACGAUCCAAAAUGCUCAGCCUCAUUUCAGUGGCGAUUAUGUUUGCUAUGGCAGAAAGGGUGAAAACUGGAAGUACUCCAGAGCAUUUUCCUUUAAUAUCUAUCCUAAGCUGCGCCAUCCACCGUAUGUUUCCCUGGAGAGAACUACACAUGUCCGAAUAGUCGGAGAGUCUUUUAAUAUCAGCUGCACCACAUUUAACCUCAAUUUCAACUACAAUGUUACAUGGAAGUAUCCAGCAAGCAAGACAUUUCUAGUUGAUGAAGAAUCGGAAUUUAAGGACACCCAGCUGUUUAUCAAAAGCAAACUGAGCAUCCCAUCAGUAACAAUGGAAGACACUGGAAAUAUCACCUGCAUCGGGAAAAAUGAGGCCGGCGUCAACAGCACCAGCACAUUCCUGCAAGUGGUUGAGAAAGCCUACCUCAACUUUUUCAACCCCCAGAACACCACUUACGAAGUUCGAGAAGGAGACAAUUUAGAGCUGAAGGUUCUUUUUGAGGCAUAUCCACCAGUCCACAAAACCAAAUGGGAGACACCCAGCUCACACAAUGAUUCAGCUCACAAGGAGGUCUUUCACAGUUUUAGUAACAGAUAUGAAGCCACCCUUUCCCUAAGCAGAAUAAAACCAACAGAAAAAGGUCAAUACACAUUCUUUGCAAGCAAUGAAAAAGUCUGCUCAUUUGUGAACAUCCAUAUUGAGCUAUACCAAAAACCAACUGUGUCCCUGACCACCGUCAACUUCAGUAGCAUCCUUGUCUGCAAAGCAUCUGGCUAUCCAGCUCCCAACAUUAAGUGGUUCAUAUGCUCCAGUGAGGAGGAAAGAUGCACGCAGAAUGCCACUGAUAUCUCUGAACAACUUUCAGCAGUUGUGCAUGUUUCUGAAAAACUCCAGUAUGAAAACGUCGAUGUAGAGAGCACAGUGAUAAUGCCAGAAUUCGAUAAAAGGAAAACCAUGGAAUGUUUUGCAUCAAAUCUCGCCGGAGAAGGUUAUGCCACCCACCUGACACCUUUAACAUUGAGUACGGUCAGCAUCGUGAAUGAACUCUUUACGCCAAGCAUCUCGGCUUCAGUGUCCGUGGCGGCUGUGUUUUUCAUCCUGCUGCUCUUCCUUCUGUACAAGUACAAAAAGAAGCCCAAGUAUGAAAUUCGCUGGAAGAUCAUCGAAGCAACUGACGGGAAUAACUACACCUUUAUUGAUCCAUGCCAACUGCCAUACAGUGAGAAAUGGGAGUUUCCUCGUGACAAACUGCGCCUAGGUAAAAUUCUUGGUGCGGGUGCAUUUGGAAAAGUAGUUGAAGCAACAGCCUUUGGCCUGGGGCAAAACGAAUCUGUAAAAGUGGCUGUUAAAAUGCUUAAACCGACAGCACAUUCAGAUGAGAAGGAGGCUCUGAUGUCAGAACUGAAGAUCUUGAGUCACUUGGGACACCAUAAGAACAUUGUGAAUCUGCUAGGAGCCUGCACCCAUGGAGGUCCGGUGCUUGUCAUCACUGAAUACUGCAGCUAUGGUGACCUGUUAAACUUCCUCAGGCAGAAAUCUGAAAAUUUCCUUACUUGCAUCAGAAAUGGGAUAGUGAUGCAGGAAAAGAAUGACUAUCAGAACUUGACAAUUGAUAAGAAAUACCUAAGAAGUGACAGUGGGGUUUCAAGUUCUUGUUCAGUUGGCUACCAGGAAAUGAAGCCUGUUAAUUCAGCAAACAACUCUGCCCAAGGGUCCACAUGUGAUUAUAUUGAAGAUGAUUGCUGGCCACUGGACAUGGAUGACUUGCUGAGGUUUGCCUAUCAGGUGGCACAGGGAAUGCAUUUUCUUGCGUCAAGAAAUUGCAUCCACCGAGAUGUUGCUGCCAGAAAUGUGUUGCUCACAGAGGGACAUGUGGCCAAAAUCUGUGACUUUGGCUUGGCCAGGGACAUUAUGCAUGAUGCAAACUAUGUGGUGAAAGGAAACGCCAGAUUGCCUGUCAAGUGGAUGUCCCCUGAGAGCAUCUUUGACUGUGUGUACACUGUGCAGAGUGACGUCUGGUCCUAUGGCAUCCUUCUGUGGGAAAUCUUUUCUUUGGGAAAGAGCCCCUACCCCAAUAUGCUGGUAGACUCAAAAUUUUACAAGCUGGUUAAAGAUGGAUACCAGAUGGAGAGACCUGACUUUGCACCACCAGAAAUGUAUUCUAUAAUGAAAAUGUGCUGGGACCUGGAGCCAACAAAACGGCCGACCUUUAGUAAAAUUGGACAGCUUAUCGAGAGACUACUGGGAGAGGAGACUGAGCAGAUGAAUGGAAAUGUCAAUAAACCAGCGACAGAGGAAAACCUUUGUCUUGGUGGAGAUCCUGAGUGCUGUGAGGAAUCUUGUGAGCUAGUAGAAGAGACACAGCCACUCACGAAGACUAACAAUUAUCAGUUCUGUUAAGCUGCAUUUAUUCUGGACACACUGUGGAGGGGCUCUGUCUCUGUUUCAGUAUCAGUCAUUUCAAAUGCUCUUUGUGGUAAGAGACACCAGCCCAGCAGUCAAAGAUACACUGCCGUGCCUUAAAUGAGAAUUUGUUACUGUAGCAUUCUGUUAAUGAUCAGCAGGUCAGUUUCAGUUGGGCUUUCAAGUCUUCUAACUUGAUUUAUCACUCAACACCAGCAACACAUUUUAAGUUGAAUCAAGUGAAAUGAUUAUUUUUGCUCACAUAUUUUCCUUGCUUCUGUCAUUUAAGCAACUUGUUGGUUGGCUGCGUUAGUAACUGAUCGAUUGUCUGAUCUUGUAAAUGUUGGUUCAAGUGUACAAACAACUGAACUGGAGGCUUCAACAAACGUGCAUUAAACAAGCUGGACUGAAUACA